GGGUUAAGUCUGGAUGGCCUCAAACCAAAUGUUAGGGGCGAGAUUGGCCCAUAUGCGUUCUAACUCUAUUCAGACGAUCCGGAGUUGGCGAGGAGAGGCUGAGUGAGGGGUUUCAUGGCCGCAGACAUGAGAUGGGAUCUUGGGAUGGCCGACCGGUGGUGAGCAUAUAUAGCUUCAGGACCUCCCUCGAGGCACAGAUUUCUUUCUUCAUCCCAUCUUCGUUCUUUUGAGCUCGCUCACACAUUCUUUAAUGUUCUGAGAACUUCGCAUUCUUUCCACACUCAUUAUCAACGUUAUUGCAUCGGCCGGUCCCCAUUUUAUACCCUUCACUUCACUGUCCGCCCUUUUUCAAGACUGAGCCAAUCAACCAAAAUCAUCAAGAUGUAUACACAAACCGUUCUCAUCGCCCUUCUCGCGGCUGUUGCUGAGGCUCGUUUCGGCCAAGAACAAGGAAACGGAGCUAUCGCUGCCAUCUCAGCGCUGUCCGACCUCGGACAAUCCGGCCAAGCAGCCACCCUUGCCGGAGGCUCCAUCCAGUUCCUCCUCGCUGCUGCCAACCCAUGCGGCAAGCUCACCCAAGCCGAUCAGAUCGUCGCUGAGCUCGGAACCAGCGAUAGAGCUAUCGCUGCUGCUCGCGGUCUCGUUGCCGCCGAGCAGAACUUCAACCCCUUCGUCGUCAGCAUCCCAUCCAUCUGCUCCGACCCUACUCUCCCCGCCACCGCUGCUCUCCGCGGUGUUGUCCCUCUCAUAGAUCCUGCUGUUGGUGGCCAAGACAUUGAAAACGCCAACUCGAAGACCUCAGUCACGACUCCUUUCUCCGCCGAUGGCUUGAGCGUCGCCCAAGUCAUGGUUGCCCAAGGUUUCUCUAACUUCACUGCCGUCGAUCUCGCUGGAAACAAGGUUGCUGCUUCAACUCUUGGCUCCUCUGCCAGCUCUGGUACCACGUCAAAUAACACAGCUGCCGUUGCUGUCAGCUCUUCCCCUGCGGCAGUUGCCACGCCCCCUGCUAUCGCCUGCGGUGGUACCACUCUCACAACUGUCACCCGUGCUGCCACCUCUGCCGCACCAGCCGCCACAACCCCAGCAGCCGCCGCGACUGCAUCAACCUCUACCGCCUCAUCUGGGACCGGCGCCGCAGGCACUUGCACCGGCUCAGGCAGCACCCUCCUCUGCACAGCACCCAGCGUCGGUUCUGGCGCCGUCACUAACGCCGUCACUGGCAACUUCGGCGGCUUCGUAGCCUCUACCAUCGCCGGCCUGGACUUCGGACUCUGCGUCCCCACCAUGAAAUUCGAACCCGGGCUCGACAACCGCGCCACCACCGAAUUCACCUUCCAAGCCCAAGACCCUCUCUGCAACAAGGGCCAAGAGGAGGCUCUCAACCCAGCCAUCAUUGCCAACCGCAUCCACGACCAGCUCACCAAUGUCUGUGGUGCCAACCAGGCCGCCAAGGAUGCUGCAGCUGCUGCUCAGACAAUGAUCACCAACCUGGGUACGCGCGAUAGCACCACUGCUGACGCGUGGAAUACCGCUCUUGGCUUCGCUGGCACUGACUUGAACCCUGACAAGGCUCCGGUCACUGGCUUGGUUGGCCACGUCUAAAUCACCAUCAUUUAUUUGAUAGAUAGUUGUCUUCACGAUUUCAUUGUUGCGCUCUUGUUGGGGAAGGGGGAUGAAACCCUCGGUGGCAUUUGUACGAU
Molecule: messenger RNA, 1700 nt
Organism: Hyaloscypha bicolor E
Lineage: Eukaryota; Fungi; Ascomycota; Leotiomycetes; Helotiales; Hyaloscyphaceae
Exons: 3
Coding region: 382-1602 (406 amino acids)
Source: RefSeq, a predicted model, not a curated record